AUGUUCACAGCCAAUGCUAAUCACGAUGUCCAAAGUUUGGGAGCAAAACCUGAUGGAAAAACUGAUUGCACCAAUGCAUUCUUGAGUGCAUGGGCCUCAGCGUGUGCUUCUAUAGAACCAUCCACCAUUUACGUGCCACCAAGAAGAUACUUGUUCGGUGCCACGAGUUUUGCAGGCCAGUUAUGCAAAAACCCGGCCAUAACGCUACGCAUUGGCACUCUUGUAGCUCAAUCUGAUUAUAAUAUUAUUAGAAAUUCUGUUAACUGGAUCAAGCUCGAAAGAGUGACCAGAGUUUCUGUCCUUGGUGGAAUCCUAGAUGGCCAAGGGACUAAUUUGUGGGUUUGCAAGAAUUCCAGCAAGAAUUGCCCAAAUGGAGCAACAUUAUGUUAA
Fraxinus pennsylvanica is the source of this 390-nucleotide messenger RNA. NCBI's taxonomy places the organism in Eukaryota, Viridiplantae, Streptophyta, Magnoliopsida, Lamiales, Oleaceae. The record is from the annotation of a GenBank genome assembly.